Carica papaya (papaya) is the source of this 330-nucleotide messenger RNA. NCBI's taxonomy places the organism in Eukaryota, Viridiplantae, Streptophyta, Magnoliopsida, Brassicales, Caricaceae. The record is from RefSeq and is a predicted model, not a curated record.
AUGGUGACAGACGAAGUAGAGACAGUAACCUUUUCUAAACGCAGAAUGGGAUGUCAAGAAGCGUCGAGCUGUGCGAGCUCUGCGCGAUGCUGUCAAUGGCGAAACAGCAGUACAUGGAGUCGGUUUCAAGGGCUGGAGGAGGAGAAGAAGAUGAAGAAGGAAGGAGGGUGUACGAGCGAGGAGGGGGAGUACUGUUGGUGGGAUCAGGAGAUUGAGAGGAUGAGCUUGGAGGAGCUGGAAAAAUAUGAAGAGGCGAUCAACGCAUUGAGAGAGAAGGUGGGUAAGAGAGCGGAAGAGAUGGCCGACGAUCAGCCUUCCUCUCUUCACUGA